CGUAGCAUCGCAGGUUCUGGGAGCGGACAGGAUGGAACCGUGAUCCGAACCACUUGCGGAUUAAAACCUGCUGUAGUGACGUCAGCAUGGCUCAAAAGGCCCUGGUUCUGUAUGACUUUGCAGCUGAGCCUGGAAAUAAUGAACUUUCAGUCAGAGAGGGAGAGACAGUUACCAUCCUCGACCAGACUAUAGGAGGAGGCUGGAUUGCAGCACAGAACCACAACGGACAAACUGGACUUGUACCUGAGGGGUAUUUACAGAUUGGAGGCGGAGACUCCAAACCAGGGGGCGUGGCUUCUGCCAGUAACUCUCAGGGAUGGGACAGUCGAGCACAUCCAGAGUUAUAUCAAGUGUCUCCAGCAGCUGCUGAGGAUGAUGAUGGCGAGUGGGACGAUGACUGGGAUGACCAAUCAGUGAGCAGUUACCACGGAAAUGGUCACGUAGAGGAAGAGGUGGGAGCUUCUGGACGAGUUACCCAUGGUCCCUCCGUCAAGAUCUCCCUCAACAAGUUCCCUUUCUCCAAAGCUCCGAAUCCAGAAGUCUUCCUGUUGUCCAAACCUCCUGCUAACAGCAGAGACAGACUUCCUGUUUACAUGGGAGAGGUGGGUCCUGUCUGGCUGUACUCAACUUCUCCUCUGGACUGCAUCAUCGCAGAUCCAAAGAAAGAAUCCAAGCUAUAUGGACUGAAGAGCUUCAUUGAGUACCAGGUCAUUCCAAAUACCACCAACAGGCCUGUCAAUCAUCGCUACAAGCACUUUGAUUGGCUGUACGAGCGUCUCCUGGAGAAGUUCGGCUCCUUGUUACCCAUCCCCUCUCUACCUGACAAACAGGUCACAGGUAGGUUUGAAGAGGACUUCAUCAGGACGAGGAUGGAACGUUUGCAGGCUUGGAUGACGCGGAUGUGUCGUCACCCCGUUGUGUCUCAGAGUGAUGUCUUUCAGCUCUUUCUCACUUACAAAGAUGAAAAGGAGUGGAAGGCAGGAAAGAGGAGGGCAGAAAAAGACGAGACAGUCGGUCCAAUGAUGUUCUCUCUGAUUGAACCUGAAGCUGCAGAACUCGACGUUACUCAAGUUGAACAGAAGUGCGAGCAGUACAGUCGGUUUACGAAGUCGAUGGAUGAUGGCGUCAGAGAGCUGCUGAACGUUGGGAACACGCACUGGAAACGCUGCACUGGACCUCUGCCUAAAGAGUACGAGCGAAUCGGUCAAGCCUUACAGAACCUGUCGACCGUUUUCAGCAGCAGCAUGUAUCCAGGAGAGGAGACGCUGACGAAUGCUAUGACAGCUGCAGGAAAAACCUAUGAGGAGAUUGCUCAGAUUGUCGCACAGCAGCCUCAGAAAGAUCUGCACUUCCUGCUAGAGACCAACAGCGAGUACAAAGGCCUGCUGGGAUGUUUCCCUGAAAUAAUCACUGUACACAAGGCUGCAGUAGAUAAAGUGAAGGAAGGAGAUCGUUUAGUUUCUACAGGAAAAAUCAGCAGCAGUGACAGGAAGUGCAUAAACCAACGCAUCAGCUGCAUGAGCUACUCGCUGCAGGCUGAGAUGAAUCAUUUCCAUAGCAACCGUAUCUAUGACUACAACCGGGUGAUGCAGUUCUACCUGGAGCAGCAGGUGGCUUUCUACCAACAGAUCGCAGACAAGCUGAGAGAAGCUCUGAGUCAUUUCAGCACGCUGUGAUGGUGRAGUCUGCUGACAUCAUCGUCACAUUACCUGGUCCAGACUUAACAAAAUAAAAGCUUGAUGUGAGGGGAAACACUAACUUUAUAUUCUGUUGUAUUUAUACAGUUUUUUUCACUCUUUUAACAGAAUAUUAAUGAUUUCUCUAACAAUAAAUAAUCUUUCUACCUCA
Molecule: messenger RNA, 1848 nt
Organism: Austrofundulus limnaeus
Lineage: Eukaryota; Metazoa; Chordata; Actinopteri; Cyprinodontiformes; Rivulidae
Product: sorting nexin-9
Exons: 17
Coding region: 87-1676 (529 amino acids)
Biological process (GO): endosomal transport; plasma membrane tubulation; cleavage furrow formation
Cellular component (GO): plasma membrane; cytoplasmic vesicle
Molecular function (GO): protein binding; phosphatidylinositol binding
Source: RefSeq, a predicted model, not a curated record